AAGCCCAGGUCUCCCCUAGCCACGAAAAUAACCCGAAACUCCAUCCCCAAAAGCCAUCCGAAUUUCCUCCGAUCAUCCCCUCACACGUCCAGAGGAUUAUUCACGGUGAUGGAGUUCAAGUGCGCAGUGAUUACAUGGUAAUUGUCAAUAAAAUUGUUCCUCUGGAAAUGCACAGGCGUGACAGACACGAGUGAUGUACCCACCUGUGACGAAACUCAAAAUCAAUUCCUGGAUUUUUCGUGACAGUACGUGGAAAUUAUUUGUCACUUCAUGAGGACAAAAUGCUCACCGAGAUGGUCAGACUCUCCUAUCAACAUCGAGCAUUUUACUGCUACAUUAUCCUCACCAUUUGGAUAUUUCUCCUCGUUGCUGGUAUGUACAAGUACAUAGGAACGGAUGAUAAGAGUUCAUUGCAGAUUAAACAAAGUAGUGAUCUCCCAAUUCGUGAGUUUGCUCGUCACCUCAAACCUGAUGUCAAGAACAAGCGAAUUUUCAAGUUGUGCAAUUCCGUUGAUGACAUCAAUAUUGGAGCUGAAGGCAAAAUAGACGCGAAUUUGACCCUCGAAGGAGUGAUAAUUCUCAUCAGACACGGAGACAGAGGUCCCUUAUCACAUAUCAGAAAUAUUAGCACAGUGAACUGCGCCGGGGACUUCACCCUGAACCCACGACUGGAGACAGUCUACCAGAACUACCAGAAUUUCCUGGAGAAUGCAUCAGUGUAUUCUCGAACUGCAUGGGCCCAAUUCCUGGGUCCAUUCCACGGGUUUCCAAUGCUUCCAACGAACACGAGGGACUGCAAAAUUGGAGAACUCACAACCCUGGGAAUUGGCCAGCUCCUCAAGACUGGGUUGCUCCUCAGGAACGCCUACUACGACAAACUCAAGCUCCAGAACACCUCCAUCACGUCCAAGGACGUCGUCGUGUACAGCACCAGAUACAGGAGGACUGUGCAGAGUGCAGUGGCUAUGCUGUACACUUUUCUGGAGGACAAUGGCUUUCAGAAUCUGGGGAGAAUCAGCAUGAAGGAAGUCUCCAGUUUCACUUUCUGCAAUAGUGAUUGCGCCUGUCCUGCUGCUGAGAAAUUCUCCAAACAGUUCACUAAGGAGACGUCAGAUCGUUUGAAAUCGCACCCAGCGGUGACGAGCUUGAUAAAACAGGCGGCAAAUGUGGUAUUCGAUAUGCCCGAGGAGUCGCCAAAGCCAAACAGCCUGAGAGACGCCCUGUUGACGUACAUCUGUCACGGGGCGAGUCUGCCCUGCGUCGACUUCGACAACCUCCAGAGGAGUUGCGUCAAGACGGAGCACGUGACGGGCCUCUUCGCGUACACGGAGUGGGAAUCCCGGAUAAACAUGAAGAGCCUCAACAGGAGGAAGCACGGCCUCCUGCGGGCCUACGGUCUCCUCAAGACCAUCGUCUCCCAUAUGAUGCAGAUUGUUUCAGAAUCUAGACCCCGGGUGGUUCUCUUCUCGGCCCACGACAAAACCCUGGAGUAUCUGGCGAUUGCCCUGGGGAUCGUCUCCGAUCACGUUGUUCUGCCCCAUUAUGCCACGAGGUUCGUUAUCGAGAUCUGCAGGGCCAACCCCAGGAGUGAAAGCCACAACCCCAACGACUUCUACUUCCGGGUGCUCGUCAACGGCCGUGACGUCACACAGACCAUCCCCUUCUGCAGGAACUCCAAUUAUUACAGUGCUAGCUAUGGGGAUCGAAAUGAGGAUGGCGAAUGGUACAGGAAGGAGUACAAACUCUGCUCCAUCGAGUCAAUCAUCAGACAACUGCACGACGACUACUUCGCCGCUUUCAACGCCAGUAAUUUUAAGGACGCCUGCUUCGGACGCUGACGGGGACCACCAACACUGCCUCUUCAUCACGAUUUAUACGUUUUUUUAGGGUGCGAGAAUAUCCGAGAAUAUCCGAGAAACCUUCACUGACAUCCUCCAGACAUCUUUAUCUCCGAUUUAUUUAAUUUUUUUAAUACUUCCUCUUAUCACUGCAUGACUGCAAUUGUUUAAAUUCUGGAAGUCUAAUCAAUAGUUUAUAAAUUAUUAUAAACUAUUGAUUUCCACGUCCUUCAGAAUGGAAAGAUUACUCCAUAAGUAAUAACAAUAAUUCAAGAUAAUAAUCAAUCAUUGAUUUGUAUUACUUUUAUCUGGAAAGUGUAUUAACUAUUGAUGUUUCUUUUUAUUCAUUGUGAAGUUUUAAGUUUAAAUUGUGGAAGACGUGGAAACCAAUAGCUUAUAAAUUAUUUAGAAAUCACUGGGACAUUUUUAAUUCACUCCGACGAACAAAUAAUUCGAUGGAAUAGACAUUCAUUUUUUAAUUGAAAAUUGUCUCUUCAAUUAAGAAAUUCAGGAUAAUAUCACAGAAUUUUUUCCUAGAGCUUAAAUUCCCAAAAAUGCAGAUUUUCCUGUAAAUCACUCAUUACGGAGACAACUGCGUUGUUACAAUGAAAAAGGGCUUCGUUUAAUUAUAUAAAUUCCGUUAUCACUCGUCGUCACUCUUGCCUGCAAAUCCCUCGCAGACAUAUAUUUUCUAGAAACCUCAGAUAAACUAUUUCUACAUGUAAAUAUGUAAAUACUCCACUAAAAAUGUUAAUUAUUUUCAAGAGUAUAAAUGACAGUGAAUUCGUUAAUUUCUGAUUCUCUAACUAGACAAUAGAACGUACAAAUAAUUGUUUUAGAUCUAGAAAUGCCCGAGGCAUUCUUUCUACCGUAGAAAAUCCAUAAAACUAAUCAACGAGAAUUGUCAAUAGAAAAACUCCGUCACAAAAAUCAACGAAAUAGCCAUGAUAAAGUACACAAGUCUUCUCAAGAACUCCAUUUUAUUCAAUAAGGUAACAUUUCAUUUCUAUUCACAGUUGUAAAAAAGAACACGACGUAAUAAAUACUGGACAAUUACCAUCAAAA
Messenger RNA from Fopius arisanus, 2903 nucleotides. RefSeq names its product 2-phosphoxylose phosphatase 1. The transcript has 5 exons. Gene Ontology annotation, molecular function: phosphatase activity. NCBI's taxonomy places the organism in Eukaryota, Metazoa, Arthropoda, Insecta, Hymenoptera, Braconidae. Gene Ontology annotation, cellular component: Golgi apparatus. The record is from RefSeq and is a predicted model, not a curated record. Gene Ontology annotation, biological process: dephosphorylation; glycosaminoglycan biosynthetic process; chondroitin sulfate proteoglycan biosynthetic process. Bases 282 to 1838 code for a protein of 518 amino acids.